AUGACAGAUUAACUAUUUGUCGGUUAAUUGUAGUAGAAAGUAGGAGAACUGAAAACAGAGUAUGAUUUACAACGCAGUAUAAAGGAUAACACUAUAAAUGCCAAAAUAGUAUAUAAUAGGUUGAUAUAAAUAGCAACGUUCAAGAGAUAAGAUCUGUGAAAUUUUAAGAAGGGUCUAGGGAAGAAGACCAAAAGUUUAGACAGAAGAAAGUGAAGAAUCAAUAGAUUGCAUGAUUCUUGAAGAAAAGAAACCAUAUGAAAGUAAAUAUAAUGAGGAGGUGUUGUAAAGAAGACAUUACAUAUUCUAAUUCAAAAUGUAUUUACGUAGAAAAAGGUAUAAUUUUAUUCAUUUUAAUAAAGAGAACGCUUAUAGAGAGAAUAAGAAUUCAAACUUUUAAAGUUAUUGGAUUAACAGACAGAAGCUCUUCAAAAAUGGGUGAUAAGGGAUCCAAAUGAUUUAGAUAUGUUCGAUUUCUUUUUUACUCAAAUAGAUCCACAUCGUAAAGGAUAGGUACAUCACAUUUAGAUCAAAAAUUUUAUGUAUGACAAUCCUUUAAUAAUGACAUUAUUUUAAUUUGAUAGAUAAUCUCUCUCAUUGGCAUUAGAUUCUUUUCCAGUGAAGGAAAGAUUUCAUUUAAAUUAAGAUGAAUUCAUUUAAUUUUUAUAGAAGUAUUAGAAAGUUAAACCAGAGAAAGGUUUUAGAGAGUAUGUACAUUUAUUUGAUCCAAUUCAUAAAUAAGUUAAUCUAUUUGAAAAUACACCUCGAAUUUUAUUAUUAGAAGAUAUCUCAAGAAUGAAAGAGUCUUUUGAUUAAGUAAGUGAUAAUGGUUUGGUUACAAUAGAUAAUGCAAUUAAAGCAAUUCGUUAAAAUUGUGAAUUGUUUGAAUAUGCAGUACAUAUUGUCAAUUUAGGUUUAAAUUUAUUAUUAGAAAGUGUCUUAUAAUAAAUAGAGGUUGGAUAUUUGAACAAUCCUGAUGAAUAGAUAUCAUGGAAUUAAUUUAUGUAUUUUUUUGAUAAUCUUCCAAAUGAUUAAGAAGAAGAGCAAUAAUCCUAUUAAAAGGAAGAUUCUAUAUAAUCAGAGUCAUCUGAUGAUUAUUUUUAUUAGAUGACUGCAAAAUAAGAAAUUCCUCCACCUCCAGAACCUGAAAAAAAGAAAGUUAGAAAACGAUCACUUCCUAGGAAACCAUUUUAAGAGAUAAAUGUGGAAAAGAUGUAAUUUACUGUACCGAAGAAAACAGGAUAAGAAAAGAGAGAAGUGAAUAAACAACCUAGUAUUAGAGAAAAAUGGGUUAUGGAAUAAGUUAGAUAAAAAUAAGAAGAAAUUGAAGAAGCUUAUAAAUUUAGACCAUUUAAAGCAAAAGCUAUUCCUUAUAAAGUAAAGGAUAAGAAUUAUUAUAAUGAAUUAUUGGAAAGGGAAGAGAUAAGAAGAAGAGAAUUAAAAGAGAGAUGUAAAGAGAAGACUUAGACUAUGUAGAAACCUUUUAAUUUUGAAGAUAGAAAAAGAGAAAAACCUAUCAAAUUACCAGAAGAUGAAGAAUAACCAUUUAAAUUUAGAGCCAAUCCUAUUCCUUGGUAUUGCUCUUUAAAAUUAUAUGAAAGAAAUAUAUAAGAAUAAAAAAUUAAAAGUGAUAAUAGAAAAAAAAUUAGAAAGUUUUGGUUAUAAGAAAAUUCAAAAUUACCACCUCGUAUGUAAGAAUGGAUUGAUAAAAUGAAAAUAAAAGAAUUAGAUAAAUAAUAAGAAUAAUUAUUAAAAUCUCUUCAUGAAUCCCCAAGAAAAGUAAGAGCUAAAUCUAUUCCUAAUUUUAAUAAAUUACAUGAUUAAUUCUAAAAGUAAUUGGAAAAAAAGAAAAAAAAAAUUAAAACAACUACUCCUAAUGGUCCUAAAUUUCAUGAAAGUAAAAAGAAAGUUUAAAGAGAUUAUUUGGAUGAAAAAUCAAUUAUAAAAGAGGAUCCAUUGAAAAAAGCCAAAAAAGCAAUGUCAAAGAAACCCAAGAUUUAACCAAGAUCAACUGAUAAAUUUAAUUCUUAUGUUGAUUACAUAUUUACAAUGAAAUAAAAUCAACUUGCUCUUGAUUAAUAGAAUGAUGAGGAAUAAAAAUAAAGAGAAGAUAAAAAAUAGUUAUUUAGACCAAGAGUACAUUAAUCUUGGGCUAUCUAAGAUCAUAAUCAAAUAUAAUAUGAAAGAUAAUAAUAAAAAUUUAUUGAACAAUAUUAAAAGAGAAGAUAAGAAGAAGAAGAUUUUAAUAAUAUGAUGAAGGAAAUCUUUGUUAGAGUAUAUCAAAGACCUUUAUUAAUGGAAGUUGAAGCAGCCAAAAGUCAAUAAUAACCUUAAGAAGAAUAAGAGUAAUAAGAAUAAUUUGAUUAUAUGAAUCCUAUUGGAGAGCAGGAUGUAGAGGAGUCAGAAAGAAUAUCAUAAUAAGAUCCAGAAGGUGUAGAUUAAGUUGGAGAAUAAGCAGAAUAAUCAUUGAGAGAAUAUGAUGGAUAAGAAAUUGAUGGAGAUUACGAUGAUUAAAUUGAUAUUGAUAAUUUAGAUCCUAAGUUACUUGAAAAAUUAUAAAAAGAUGCUAUAGGUAUAUUUUAAUAUAAGAAUUCUAGCUAAAUAAUAUGGAUUAACAGAGGAAUAAAUGGAAUAAAUUUAGAAAAUGGGAGGAUUCGAAAAUGUUUAAGAUAUGGAUUAUGAAGAUGAAGAUGAUGAAGAACAAGACGAUUAAGAAGAACUAUAAAAUCCCCAUUAUAAACGCCAUUCAUUCUGA
Paramecium sonneborni is the source of this 2752-nucleotide messenger RNA. The record is from the annotation of a GenBank genome assembly. Lineage: Eukaryota; Ciliophora; Oligohymenophorea; Peniculida; Parameciidae.